Messenger RNA from Dioscorea cayenensis subsp. rotundata (Guinea yam), 2045 nucleotides. RefSeq names its product ABC transporter G family member 1-like. Gene Ontology annotation, molecular function: ATP binding; ATP hydrolysis activity; ABC-type transporter activity. The coding region runs from base 17 to 1978 and encodes 653 amino acids. The transcript is spliced from 8 exons. Lineage: Eukaryota; Viridiplantae; Streptophyta; Magnoliopsida; Dioscoreales; Dioscoreaceae. Gene Ontology annotation, cellular component: membrane. The record is from RefSeq and is a predicted model, not a curated record.
AGCUAGAGGAAGAAAGAUGGAUGAGAGAGUGGAUGUGGAGAUGCAUGAAGUGAGAUCCAAUGGAUCAAGAGAGCAUGAAAAUGGAGUUCAUUUAACUUGGGAGGACUUAACAGUGAUGGCUUCAAAUAGUAAAGGUGUUCAUAGGAUCAUUCUUGAUGGUGUAACUGGAUAUGCACAACCAGGAGAGAUACUUGCAAUUAUGGGUCCCUCUGGUUGUGGAAAAUCCACUUUGCUUGAUUCUUUAGCAGGAAGAUUAGGGUCAGGGAUGAUACAAACAGGGAAUAUAUUGGUUAAUGGCAGGAGACAAACGUUGGCAUUUGGAACUUCUGCAUAUGUAACACAAGAAGACGUACUAAUGACAACCCUAACAGUAAAAGAAGCAGUGUAUUACUCAGCUCAACUUCAACUUCCACAAUCCAUGUCUCUAUCAGAAAAAAAGGAGAGAGCAGAGAUGACCAUAAAAGAAAUGGGUUUACAAGAAGUUAUUGACACAAAAAUUGGUGGAAGAACUUCUACAGGAAUUAGUGGUGGACAAAAAAGAAGAGUGAGCAUUUGCAUAGAAGUUUUAACUAGGCCUCACCUUCUUUUCCUUGAUGAACCUACUAGUGGUCUUGAUAGUGCUGCGUCUUAUCAUGUUAUGAAAAGGAUCAUACAUUUAGCUCAGCAUGAAAGAAUCACUGUCUUGGCUUCAAUUCAUCAACCAAGCAGUGAAGUUUUUGAACUUUUUGAUAACUUGUGCUUGCUUUCAUCCGGGAAAACUGUGUAUUUUGGAAGGACUAAUUUUGCUGCUGAGUUUUUUGCUAGAAAUGGUUUUCCAUGUCCACCAAUGAGGAAUCCAUCAGAUCAUUUCCUCAGAACAAUUAACAAGGACUUUGAUGAGGAAACUGAAAUUGAAUGUGGUGAAAAACUGGUUGCAACAACUGAAGUUAUUGAUAUUCUUGUUGAUUCAUUCAAGAAGUCAGAUACUUGCAGAGAAACAAAGAGAAGAGUGGAACACAUCUCCCAUAUGGAAGGAGAAAUUGUGAAGAGGGGAAGUCAAGCUAGUUUCAUGACACAAUGCAGUGUACUCACAAAGAGAUCAUGUGUGAACAUGCACCGAGAUUUAGGCUAUUAUUGGUUGCGUCUUGUUAUAUAUCUUGUUCUAUGCUUGUGCAUUGGAACUAUGUAUUUCAAUAUUGAUGAUAGUUAUGCUUCCAUUCAGGCCAGAGGUUCGAUGCUAAUGUUUGUAGCCGGAUUCUUGACUUUCAUGUCCAUCGGCGGCUUUCCUUCUUUCGUCGAAGACAUGAAGAUAUUCGGUAAAGAAAGACUAAAUGGUCAUUAUGGAGUAACGGCAUUUAUAAUCGGGAACACACUCUCUUCCAUCCCUUACAUCGGCAUUGUAUCAAUCAUUCCGGCAACUAUCGCUUACUUCCUCGUCGGCCUCCAAAGAUCAGCGGAACAUUAUUUUUACUUUGUCGCAGUGCUAUAUGUAUGUAUGAUACUUGUCGAGAGUAUGAUGAUGAUCGUGGCAAGUAUCGUGCCGGAUUAUCUAAUGGGUAUAAUCACCGGCGCCGGAAUUCAGGGUGUGAUGAUGCUUUCCGGUGGCUUUUUCCAACUAAGGAAUAAAAUACCCAAGCCAAUAUGGAGGUACCCUAUAUACUACAUUGGCUUCCACACAUAUGCAAAUGAAGGGUACUUCAAGAAUGAGUUUUUAGGGAUGAAUUUCAAAAGAAUGAAUGGAGGGAAAAUGGAGAUUGUGAGUGGAGAGGAUGUUAUGAAGGAUAUUUGGGAGAUGAAUGUGAGUUAUUCAAAGUGGGUUGAUCUUGGAGUGUUAAUUGGGAUGGUGGUUUUCUAUAGGGUGUUGUUCUUGAUUAUUAUAAAGAGUGUUGAGAAAAUUAAGCCAAUUGUUAGGGGUUAUGUUGCAAGAAGGGCAACAAACCAAGCAAGGCUAGUUAUGGUUUUGCCUUCUAAUAUGUCUCCUCUUGGAGCUACUCCUUAAAUACAUAUACAUGUAUAUAUAUAAGGUAAGUUGUUUUCUUUUUUAAUGAAACUAUAUUGGUUUUGUA